GGAAGUUGUGGAUACAGGGCGAGCAUUAUGGACGUGCGAGUUAUAAUAUUCGCUUUGGCAGGAUUGCUCGCCGCAGUCAUUGCCGUACCUGCAGACAAGACAGAGGAGACGGAAGAUCUUUUCGCAGUUGGUGAUCUUAGUAGUAUCGACAACAUUGAGGAGCUCCUGGGUGAAUUCACCACUGAGGAGAUACAGAAACGAAUAAUCUCCGGCCACAGGUCGAAGGUCGGGGACUGGCCCUGGUUGAUCGGUAUCCACAAAGCAUACAUCCCAGGGGUUAUCUGUGGUGGCUCCAUUGUUGAUGCGACAACCAUUGUAACAGCGGCCCAUUGCUUCGGACACAGCCAGCGUCCAUCUGAUUUCACUGUCCUAGUAGGCGAAACCAACCUCCGUGCCAUCAAAUCGGAACAGAAGUUCAAGGUUAUCGCAGUGAGGCCUCACAUUGGAUACAGAUUUAGAAUGGGACCCGAUUCUCCCAAUGACAUCGCCAUCUUAAAGUUAUCUCGACCAAUCACAUUUAGCAAGGCGAUCAAGCCCAUUGGCCUUCCAUCAGGGCCGCAUGAUGCUGCAGCUGUAGAUACAGCCUGUGCUGCAGGAGGAUGGGGUAGGACGCAGGCGAGAGACUGGGCCUUAGAGAUGUUCCAUGUGAGUAUCAAGAUACGGCCAAUGGAAAUCUGUAUGAGGAUGUACUCAAACAACAGAUUCGACUACCCCGGCGGACGGGUCUGCGCUGGUGGACAUACGUUCAGUAAUGUUUGCGUGGGUGAUUCUGGUGGACCUCUGGCCUGCAAGCGUCACGGCAAGUACGUGCUUGAAGGUGUCGUUUCGUUCGGGGCCCAUUUCUGCGGUAAGCAGAGGCGAAAAUACCCAACAGUAUUCACGAGGGUGGCCGCUUACCUUGACUGGAUUCAGGAGAACAGGCAUUAAACAUAGCAGGUUUAAUAUCUUGGACGAUUUGACUGUACAUGUAUUUAUGUUUUAAUAAAAACUGAAAGGCAAUCUUCUGUUGUCC
Molecule: messenger RNA, 1012 nt
Organism: Lineus longissimus
Lineage: Eukaryota; Metazoa; Nemertea; Pilidiophora; Heteronemertea; Lineidae
Product: plasma kallikrein-like
Exons: 7
Coding region: 28-927 (299 amino acids)
Biological process (GO): proteolysis
Molecular function (GO): serine-type endopeptidase activity
Source: RefSeq, a predicted model, not a curated record